GGAGGACCCUAGCACCGCCCUCCCGGAUUUGCCACGUCGGUUGAAUUGCGCCUGCGCGCUGAGAGGGUGAGCUGGAGCUUACCUAGAAGCCGGUAGCGUGGAGUGCGUGCGACGGAGUCCGUGAGGGGUUGCCAUGAUGCCUGCUGCAAUAAAAAAACUCGAGAGCACACCAAUGUAUGAUCCUCACCUUCUUGAAGAACUUGAUUGGACCCUAAAUACUGUGACAUUUUCUCCUGUUAUUUCUCCUGAGGAUCCAGGAGAUGGUCUAGUUUUAAGACCUCUUUGCAGUACUGACAUCAACAGAGGCUUUUUAAAAGUUCUAGGUCAACUGACUGAAACUGGAACUGUUAGCCCCCAGCAAUUUCUUGAAAAUUUCGAACACAUGCGGAGUUCUGGGGACUACUAUGUUACAGUUGUGGAAGACACUAAACUAGGAGAGAUUGUAGCUACUGCAACCUUAGUCAUAGAACAUAAGUUCACUCACUCAUGCGCAAAGAGGGGCAGAAUAGAAGAUGUUGUUGUAAGUGGAGAUUGCAGAGGAAAACAGCUUGGAAAACUAUUGAUGUCAACUCUUACAUUGCUAAGCAAGAGACUAAAUUGCUACAAAAUUACUCUAGAGUGUAUGCCGAAAAAUGUAGCUUUCUAUACAAAGUUUGGAUACUUAGUAUCUGAAGAAAACUAUAUGUGCCUAAGGUUCUUCAAUUAAAGAAUUUCCUGCUGUCAUCUCUUAAUCAACUAUUGGUGGUGGAGCUUGUACUACUGACUUCUCUUUACAGAAAGCAAAUUCCCUGCAAAUAAAUAAUGAAUAGAUAUGAGACUAUUCUACAGACUUUGAUUUUAGGUUUCCUCGUUACCAAGGUAACCUAAGAAGUUUCCUAUUCAGCCCGUACAUUGUUUUUGAUAGCUAGGACAGGAGCCAUCUGUGCAAGGUAAGGAUGGUUUCUAGCCCAAAAUAAAUUUUAAUUUGAUGGGUUUUGUUUCCUUGCCCUGCAUUUUCCUGUAAUGUGCUGCUUUUUGUUAGCAGCUAAACAGUGAGUAGUAUGUUGAGAAUGUUUUUGUAAUUUUUUUGUCACAAAGAAAAAACUUACAAGUUUUUCUUUUUACGUUGACCUUUAAUGCACUUCAAAAUGAAUAAUUCCUAAUAUAGAUAUGUAGCUUGGUUUUAUUGGUUCUAUUGCACUCACAAUGAAGAGAAAUUAUUACAAGUGGCAUUCUAUGCUUGGGCUGAUAUACUGAAAUACCUCACCUUCACCUUUCCCAACUUGGUGCCCUUUAAAUAUGUUGAACCAAAGGUUUUACCAUUCCCCAGUCAGUACUGUUUCCCAAAAGUUUGUCUAGACCAUUUCACAAAUUGAAGCAAAACUUGGGAUAUGCAAAAUCUAUCAAUUUUUAAAUACAUACUUUCUGUAAAAUAUGUUUCACAGGUGUUUUGUGCUUAAAAUCUUAUUUGCCAUUAAGUGUAAUUACUGUCUGUUAAUGUACUGAGUAGAUCCUACAAAAGCCUGACUUUUCAUUAUGCUUUCAUUUUUGUUUUAGGAGAAAUAAUAUAGCACUUUGUUUCAUUAUACACAUACCAUGUUCGCUCAUCCACCCUCUAAAACAGACCUCCCAACCUUUCCGGGUUGGCGGCCCAAAAGGAAAGGGAGGAGCAGGGAAAUGUGCGCAUGCACAGGCGCAAAACAGUCAUGACAGCAGAGCUAGCGCUCACAAACCUGCAAAUGGGCCACUAGCUCCUGCGCACAUGUGCAAAUGGGCCACUGGCACACGUGCAUGCACUCGCCAGCCAUUCCCAGUACUGAUCUCUGGCCUGUUGGCCACCGGGCCACGGCCCACAGGUUGGGGACCCCUGCUCUAAAAGUAAUCAGGGCUAUGUCAAAAGUGGGGCGUUUGUGCAGUUUUUAAAGACAGUUCUUAAAGUACAAAGCAUCCAUAUGCCCCUAAAAGUCUUUUAAAAAUGCAAAAUUCUGUUUGAACAAUAAGCACUUCUAAAGGAAUGCAGGUAGGCCAGAAGAGUAGCACUUUUAGCACCGCCUGCAUAUUACUGGAUAGUAACAAAAAUAACUCCCCAUUUCCCUGUAAUUUUGAAGGAAAUAAUUAUAAUGGGCAUUAUGAGAUUAUGUGGUACAAGUCUUCUAUAAUGAUAAGCUUCAAAAAUUGAAUCACAGAUGGCUACAGAAAGUAGGGAUAGUCAUUCCAUCUCAUAUUUUAAGGUACUCUAAUUUUGAAGUUAUUUGAAUAUUUAUUCAAUAUUUUAAAAAAUUAUUGUAAAAUCUAAAUAAAUGGGGUUUGUGAUUA
This is a messenger RNA of Crotalus tigris (Tiger rattlesnake), 2295 nucleotides long. It is a transcript of the gene GNPNAT1, whose product is annotated as glucosamine-phosphate N-acetyltransferase 1. Gene Ontology annotation, biological process: UDP-N-acetylglucosamine biosynthetic process. The record is from RefSeq and is a predicted model, not a curated record. Gene Ontology annotation, molecular function: monosaccharide binding; glucosamine 6-phosphate N-acetyltransferase activity. NCBI's taxonomy places the organism in Eukaryota, Metazoa, Chordata, Lepidosauria, Squamata, Viperidae. The transcript has 6 exons. Gene Ontology annotation, cellular component: endoplasmic reticulum-Golgi intermediate compartment; Golgi apparatus; endoplasmic reticulum. The coding region runs from base 134 to 706 and encodes 190 amino acids.